AAGACUUGAUGUUAAUGUGGUAUAAUACUAGUGUUAUUAGGUACAUAGUAGCUCUCUUAGCCUGGUGGUUGUUAUAUUGUAGUACCUGCGAGAUGUUCAAGGCUAGCUUGUCUAAGAUAGUACCACCCGCGCCACCAACGCGCUUCUAAGACUGUUCCAUGGAUGUCGAUAGGCUGGAUUCGAGGUUACGUGUAUAAGAGAAGCCUACCGGUGUUAGGGGUGAACCAAUUACCAAUCUACCCCUCUCAUGACUCAUUAACGUAAUGAUGUUGGGAGGUUGGUGUACCUUAUACAUAUAACAUCUUGUUUACUAUUUUGCUGUAGCUCAAGUCCACUGUGACUAUCGCGGCCUCUGUCAAAAUGACUCUCAUAGUUCAUCAUCUCGGCGUUUCGCAAUCGGAUAGAGUCGUCUGGCUCUGCGAAGAGCUUGGCAUUGACUACGAACUUAAGAAGUACGAUCGAUCACCUAUUUGGGCCCCACCGGAGUACAAGGCCCUGCACCCCCUCGGGUCGGCUCCCGUGAUCGAAGACGGGAGCAUCAAACUAGCCGAGUCUGGCGCUUGUAUUGAGUACAUAUUGCAGACUCGGGGAGAUGGGAAACUAGUUGCUACGCCGGGACAAAAAGACUUCGCUGAGUAUUUAUACUGGUUUCAUUUCGCGAAUGGCACCUUACAGCCUGCGCUAUUAUUGGCUUUGUCACUAUCCCGCACAGGGCUAGGGGAGGAUAACGAGGCCGUAAAACGAAGCGACGCUAGGCGGAAGCAGGUUCUUGGGUUUAUGGAUCAGCGUCUAUCCGAGGUACCCUGGCUCGCGGGCGAGGAGUUCACUGCGGCUGAUAUCAUGAAUGUGACUAGCCUUACGACGAUGCGUUGCUUCAUAAAGUACGAUCUUAGUGACUAUCCAAACAUCCUAGCCUACCUUAAGCGCGUAGCUGCACGAGACGGGUAUAGGUAUGCAAUGCAGAAGGGAGAUCCGGAUCUCAACAUCGACGAAUUGACUGCAGCGCCUCCCCCGCCUCUACAGAAGGCUGUUGCCGCAGUGUUUCAAGCGCAUGGGCGCUGAGCUGAACAAGAAAGCCUAGGUACCUAGAUAAGAGAGCCUACCUAAGACAAGUGUUGGCUUCUUAAGACAUCUCCUCUCCUGUGAUGGCAAAAGUCGAGUCGAGUCGAGCCACGAGACGUGUGGUAGUCAAUAACCUCCCCUUUAUAUAUAGAUUCUUGUUGAGCUAGCUUGUUUACAUGAGAAGUUAUAAAUUCAAAAUAGGUAAAUACCUACCUAGCCUACCUAACUCUUAGAUACCGAGUGUAAAGUCCCCUCGGAGCGUAGGGGACCUACUAUCUUCCGAAGCGAGAAAUUGCCAUAAAAAGCAGCAGUUAUUAUUACUGAUGUUUUAUGGAAAGAAAAACAAAUUGUAUUUGUGGGGUAGAAAACGAGAAAACGUACCAAAUUUGUAUUUUAAGAGAUAAACUGGAGUUGACUGCUUAAAUGAAUCAUUAUCUAUCGUCUUGUAUAUCUUGUCUUUUUAAUCAAGACGAUAGACAAACAAGAGCUUGAAUAUUUUAGAGCAUAAGGGAUGGAUAUAAAAGAUGGGUUUAAGACAUCGGUCCCGAAUGAC
Messenger RNA from Daldinia loculata, 1615 nucleotides. RefSeq names its product glutathione S-transferase. The transcript is spliced from 2 exons. Lineage: Eukaryota; Fungi; Ascomycota; Sordariomycetes; Xylariales; Hypoxylaceae. The record is from RefSeq and is a predicted model, not a curated record. Bases 361 to 1062 code for a protein of 233 amino acids.